AGCUGUACAGUCCAGAGUCCAGGUAGACAAAACAAUCCAGGUUGCCCCUUUACAACUGAGCUAAAGGAACCGAAGGAGGAAGAAAGAAAGAGAAUCCUCUUCAGGGAAGAACCUACCAGUUCCUCCCUUGACACCAUGGAGUACAUAAAUGCCUUGGCACCAUCGACUUUGCUAAAGUCAGUAUCAAGUGCGGGCUCGGAACUCACCCGGCGGGUCUGGGCUCCGAGCCCCCCACCUCAGAGGCCGUUUCGAGUCUGCGACCACAAGCACAACAUCCGCAAGGGAGUGACGGCAGGGACCUUGAAGGAGCUGCUGGUCAAGGCAAGGGAAACACUGCUCGUCUCCAGCAUCAUUUCCUUGGUUUUGGAGGAAGACGGCACCCUGGUGGAGACGGAGGAGUUCUUCGAGGUCCUGGACGAUAACACAGCCCUGAUGGUGCUAGAGAAAGGGCAGAAGUGGAGCCAUGGCAAGGGCGGCAGCCGGUCGUACGCACUCAGCCGGGACAAGCCCCGAAACAGCCGAGACAUCGCCCGCAUCACCUUCGACGUCUACAAACUCAACCCCCGUGACCUCUUCGGCAGCCUCAACGUGUCUGCCACUUUCUACGGCCUCUACUCCAUGAGCUGCGACUUCAAGUGCCUGGGACCCAAGAAGGUGCUGAGGGAGAUCCUGCGAGUGGUGUCCUCCAUCAUGCAAGGCGUCGGGCACAUCCUCCUGGGCACCUCCCACUACAUCCGCCGCCUUUUGGAGGGUGGCGACAGCUGGCACCCGCACGCCAGGGUGAGAAGCUACGAAGACUGACACCGCCCUCCCCUGCAGGACCGGGGCAAGGAGAUUCCUUUCCGCAUCCUGUGUCCCGCCCACCCUUCCGCUGCCGAACAAAUCUCAGGGCCGUAAUAUGACUUGGGACACUGAUUAAAAACGGUAUUUAAAACAAACAAA
Messenger RNA from Elgaria multicarinata webbii, 942 nucleotides. It is a transcript of the gene CIDEB, whose product is annotated as cell death inducing DFFA like effector b. The record is from RefSeq and is a predicted model, not a curated record. Gene Ontology annotation, biological process: apoptotic process; regulation of apoptotic process. The transcript is spliced from 5 exons. Lineage: Eukaryota; Metazoa; Chordata; Lepidosauria; Squamata; Anguidae. The coding region runs from base 136 to 801 and encodes 221 amino acids.